UCGCUUUCAAAAUUCAAAUUUUUUUGAGGCCCCUUUACAGCAUCCGGCCCGACUGUCCUCAUCCGCGUCACCCGGCUCAGCGGCCCCACAAGCGGCUCCGGAUUCUCCGACCUAUCAAUUCCUUUUUUUUGAGAUGUAGCCUGAUAGUGAUGAAUGAGAAUGCGAAUGAAGGUAUGUAGCUUGUCGCGGUGAUAGCUAGUGUAAAGUAGAUAGCAUUUGAGACGUUUUGUGACAGAUGUCGGCAGCAGGUAGACACUCAUCAGCGACAGGAGCCUCCCAGCAAUGCCAUCCGGUCUGGGCACCAGUCCGAAGCGCCGCGGCUAGUGAUCGACCACGCCCAGACUCGACAACAGUUCUCCCACUGGUUCCGGUGAAACGCCCGCCAUCUCUUCGGGACUCAAUAUUCGGCGUCGAAUGUCGUUGCGAGGUGCAGCUUGUCAAGGGAGAAAUUGGCGGCGUAGAGGCUCUAUGCUUUGCAAAAAUAUCGCACUGUUAUAAAUUGCGACACAAUAUUAAAUUUUUCAAGGAGACAGCCGGGAUUUGUGAUGCGUAGUACGUUAGGACAACAGAUCUGUAGACGCAUGGCUGCAAUUUAUGUUGGUGUGAUACUUUUGCAAUGGAUAGGCUCCCCGAGAAUGUGCCCCACUCCUUCGAAAUAUUCAAGAGACUCCGCUGUAGGUUCCGGAUCCUUCGUCAUCCCAUGAAAAACGAAUCACCCCCUGCCAAAUUUGUAUUGCUCUUUCGUCUUAGUUAUGCAUGACAAAUUCACACACCGAGCCGAAACUGCAUUACAAAUCUUCGCAAGACCGCGGCACUUUUGCGCAGUUAGAUAUACCAAAAAACUUGUCACGCGCGAUAUGUGCAGCCUGUAACGCAGGGACCAUUUUUAGCCCAGGAUGAUAGGGAGUCGCAGCUCCCCGGCAUGCAUGACAAAUUCAGCAUGGCAAUCUGCGCCAUGCCACGAAAUCAGCAAUACAAAUUUGGUCAACAGGGGUGACGUUUUUCCGUGCAUAUCUGCAGGUCGGACAGCUUGCCACUCCCAUGGUUCUCCGCGUGGUCAUUCCCUUGCUCGUCCUCAUCCAUUCCUGCGCUUGCUGCAAAUGGGUUCUCCGGACCGUCGUAGCCGUGUCGGGCGGAGCAGCAUAAAGACCGUCGACCCCCGGCGGCUCGACGUCCUCGUUAGGUGGAAGCGUCUCGGGGUCGACCUCUUCGGGGUGGACGGCCAGCAGCUGCACGACGUCGCCAAACUGUGGAUAUCCUAUCGUAUGGAAAAACGAACCCACAAUGUGGCUGCAUCGCAAUUGCCAAAAUAUGAAGCCUUGCAUGACAAAAUCGCGACCGCGUCGAAUUUCCUGCAUUUUUACAAAUCCUCUAUAUUGCGUGACAAACUCCCUACCUUGCAUGACACAUCCACUCAAUUCGCCAUGCUCAAGCUGCGACGCUAAUGCCCAUGCACAAGGCUGCGACGUGAAUUCCCACUGUGGGCGCGUUUUUUGUCCCGGAUAGCGGCCAGCUCAUGCAAACACGCCAACAGAAGCCCGGAACUUUUGGGAAACCACCCUACUACCAUCUGCGCGCCGAGCCACCGCAUUCGGGCGAUGCUCGCUAUCUUUGUACCAGGAAAAGAGUUUUGCAACAUUUUGAUAACCUGAGUCGACAUGGCCAAACCUUGACCACCAGAAGGACCAAAACCGUGGCCAUUUGCGUCGGUCAUCUGAAGGGCUUUGGCCGCACAUAGGAAGGGGCAUAAAAAUCGAGUGAGUACCUUUUUCCGCUCCUGUAAAAAAGGUAUUCGCGAUUUUUGGGUGCCAAAAAAAGGUAUUCAAGGGGGGGGCAUAAAGGAGGGUCAAGGGCACGCCUUGAGCGAGGAUUAUUCGGGCUCCCGGGAGGCCGAAAUAAUCAUUGCCACGGACCCAACAGCUCUGCGCCCAAGCCUAGUGAAAAGAUGCCGCCUAAGUGGUAAAUGCUUUGGCCCGGCAUCUCGGCGGUUUGGCAGCCCACAUCGCGGUCAUGUCUGUCUUCGUAUUUGAAAGGCCUGCGUGUCGCCUUCGUGGCUGCCAGGCGGUUGGCCGCGCGAGCCAGCCCGCCGCGCAAGCGCUUGCGACUUAUUUCCCCCCCGGCGAAAGGCCGCAGGCCUUGAGCGACUUGCGACCGCUUGCGGCACUUGUUGGCGUGCCGGCUGCCCCUCUGGCGCAUGCAAAAAAACGGCGCCACCGCUAGCCCAUGCGCGCCCGACCCGGAACUGCGCAUCUCGCAGUCGGACCUGCCCGCCGAGGGGCGAGCGAAUGCGGCCUCUACUCGGAGCAACCAUUGCCAAAGGCGAACGCCUUGCGGAAAAGCGCAUCGCCCGCGGUUGCUCAAGGCAUGCAGCGGGCCCCGUCGGCUCCGCAAUCUGUUUGGCCAAGUUUGCGCCCAUUUCAUUUGGUGGGGCUCCCGACUUACAUGGCGGGCCGGGGAGAGGGACGGUCGCAGGCGCUUUCCCCCGUUUUCCCAGGCGGGGCAACGGCCGCGCUAGCGCUUUUUGGGUGGGUGCGGCGCGUUGGGGGUAGUGCGAAAGCAUGCCAACACUGCCGCCACAGGUGAUAAGAAAAACUAUCCGCUCGCGCGCCCGCGGGAGCGCCACUCUGUCGCGUCUUUUAUCUUGGGGCGCCAGAACCCCAAAUGAGGAAAGCCCCUGCGCCUAGUAGGGGGUCUUCCCGCGCCCCCCCUUCGCCGCGCCAUCUCUGGCAAAUCCGCCCGGGCAGAAAUUGUCUGGCGGACCCGGGCACAUUCUUCGGCCAUGCGUGAUGCGCCAAAGCCGCGCGGGGCUUGGAAAUUUGGCGCCAGAUUUCCCAAAAAAGGCCCUGCGCUGUGGUGGGCCGUGAGGGGCGAACUCUAGCCGGCCGACAUAGCGGCCAACUUAGCGGCCAGCCGCUUUCGUCUCAGAAGCGGGCCACUAUGAAGCGCCCCGGCCGUAUGGGUGUUUUGCGCCAAAAAAUGCGCGCAAACCAAGGCCGGCCGUGGCCUUGCAGCUUUUUCAAGUCUUUGACACGUGCCCGAGCCGGUUCAACUGUUUUCCUGGGCCCAGACCAAAGGUGUUCAAAAUUGGGCGGACACACCGCAACAACCCGAGGCAGGUGAAAGAGCGUCGCUUUUUUGUAUGAGCGCCAGCUGCCACUAGUCUCCACCGUUCAUCUCAGGCCGCAACUAUCUUCUGCCAGAGUUUGUCCUUCUUCAUUUCUGUUGCGGGGCUUGGUGUUUGGAGUGGUGCCCAACAUGCCACUCACGACGAUACGCAGCUCCGGGGCGUCGGCGCCGGCAACAAUGGACUAUGCAAAAAAACGUCUUCAAAUGCGAGCUCAAAUUUACCCUACCUAUCACCGCGACAAGCUAGCUAGAUAA
Messenger RNA from Amoebophrya sp. A120, 3381 nucleotides. Lineage: Eukaryota; Dinophyceae; Syndiniales; Amoebophryaceae. The record is from the annotation of a GenBank genome assembly.